AAAAUAGAAGUUGAAUUACUCCUGGAUCUCAACUUUAAAGAUAUAUCUCACCUGCGCCUCCAUAAUCGCCGGAAUCUCUCUCACACUCUCUCUUUCUCCGCCGCACCUCGUCCCGGUUUGCUCUCUAAUCCCGUCGAAAGUUCUAUCGAUACCACUGUUGUAGUCAUGGCUGAAGCUGAGGAUCAGCAGAAUUUUGUUGCUAACAACGGAGACGAGGUUCCACUUCCAGAGCAUGGUCUAGAUGAUGUGCAUAACGGGUUGCAGUACCAGGUCCACGAUGAGACCCUUGGUCACCAACCGUACCAGGUUCAAGUUCCGGUUCUUGAACCUCAGGAGUACGAGGUUCAAGAUCCGGGGUUUGAGCCUCAGGAGUACGCGGGUCAGUUAGAGUACAAUGAUUACCAGGUGCAGGACCACCAGGUUAAUGAAGAAGUCCAAGACCAGCCUCAAGAUGAACUGCAGUAUCAACCCCAAGAUCAGGAGCAGUAUCAGUUGCAAGACCAGGGUGAGUAUCAGGUUGAGGGUGAGGCACAAGGUCAGGAUGGUGAUGAUGUGGAGGAUCAAGUUGAAGGUGAGGAAGGAGUUCCUGAGCAUGUUGAGGAUUUACCGAAGUCAGAGCCUGAAAGUGAUGUAACAGUUGGAGGAGGUGAGGAGAAGAGGUGGCCUGGAUGGCCGGGGGAGACGGUGUUCCGUAUGUUGGUUCCUGCACAGAAAGUGGGUAGCAUCAUUGGUCGCAAAGGUGAUGUUAUUAAGAAAAUCGUUGAGGAGACAAGGGCUCGUAUUAAGAUUCUAGAUGGUCCUCCAGGCACAACCGAAAGAGCUGUUAUGGUUUCUGGAAAAGAAGAGCCCGAAUCAUCUCUACCUCCUUCUAUGGAUGGCCUUCUUAGAGUCCACAUGCGGAUAGUUGAUGGUCUGGAUGGUGAAGCUUCUCAGGCCCCUCCGCCUACAAAGGUUUCCACAAGAUUACUGGUUCCAGCAUCUCAGGCAGGAAGUUUGAUUGGAAAACAGGGAGCUACAGUGAAAGCCAUUCAAGAAGCAGCUGGUUGUAUAGUUAGAGUCCUCGGAUCAGAGGAUUUGCCUGUUUUUGCUCUUCAAGACGAUAGGGUGGUUGAAGUUGUGGGGGAGCCAACAAGCGUUCAUAAAUCCUUGGAGCUGAUCGCAUCACAUCUCAGAAAGUUUCUGGUUGAUCGUAGCAUCAUUCCAGUCUUUGAAAGUCAGAUGCAAAAGCCAACUCGCCAGAUGGAUCAUAUGCCACCGCCACACCAGGCCUGGGGUCCACCUCAAGGCCAUGCCCCAAGUGGUGGUGGAGGUCCUGGCUAUGGUCACAACCCACAUCCAUAUGUGCAACAACCACCUCCGAGACAUGAUAAUUACUAUCCUCCUCCUGAGAUGCGUCAACCUCAAAUGGAGAAACAGCCUCAUCAAGGUAUAUCUGCUUAUGGAAGGGAGCCUCCUAUGAAUGUGCAUGUAUCAGCCGCCCAACCCAUGGCCCCUCAGCAAGUUACGCAGCAAUUGCAGAUUCAACUGUCUUACGCAGAUGCAGUGAUUGGGACAUCAGGUUCAAACAUAAGCUACACUCGACGUCUUAGUGGAGCAACAGUAACCAUUCAGGAAACCAGAGGAGUACCUGGUGAAAUGACCGUUGAGGUUAGCGGAACUAGCUCACAAGUCCAAACCGCUAUUCAGCUUAUCCAGAACUUCAUGGCUGAAGCUGGAGCGCCAGCACCAGCGCAGCCGCAAACUGUAGCACCAGAGCAGCAAGGCUAUAACCCUUACGCAACUCAUGGCUCAGUCUAUGCAGCGGCUCCAACGAACCCGCCUGGAGGAUACGCUACGGAUUACAGCUCAGGCUAUGGUUACUGAUAAAGCAAGGAUCAAUUAUCAAGUUACUUUUGUUUAGAAUGUUCUACUAGUGACAAGCAAGAGUGAGAGAACCCCUAAUCGAGUAUAUGUUUUUUAUAAGCGAGCACUCUGUUUCUUGAAUCAGUUGUCAUUUGUUUUCCAGGUAUGGUGUUGUGUACCGUUUCACUAUUGUCUUUAUGAAUUUGAACUAGUAGCCAUAUUUGCUCUUGAACGAAA
Molecule: messenger RNA, 2079 nt
Organism: Raphanus sativus (radish)
Lineage: Eukaryota; Viridiplantae; Streptophyta; Magnoliopsida; Brassicales; Brassicaceae
Product: flowering locus K homology domain
Exons: 7
Coding region: 166-1863 (565 amino acids)
Biological process (GO): regulation of gene expression
Cellular component (GO): nucleus; cytoplasm
Molecular function (GO): mRNA binding
Source: RefSeq, a predicted model, not a curated record